AUGUGCGUCAAGCCGGUCGAGCAGCGAUGCAAGGUUCGGAUGGUGAUGACCAUCUCGCCCGACGUGCAGAUACCGAUCGGCGUCUACUCGAAGACGGUACGGGCGGGCCCGCCAUCAAUGAAGAAGUGUUCCAAGGGUCCCGCCGGCGCAGCGGCGGACCCCGCGGGCGCGCCCAGCGCCGGCAGCAAGGACGACGGCGUGAUCGUCGAUCGCACGUAUCGCCUCGUGGACGACCCAGAGGGCGAGGAGGUCAAGAAGGAAGACAUGAUCAAAGGCCACAAAUACGGGCAGAGCAUCGUCCCCAUGUCUGAGUACGACGAGGCCGCGCUCAUGUACACGUGCGAACGGACGCUCACUGCGCUGGGGUUUGCGAGAGCGGACGCCAUCGGACCGGAGCACAGCAUGCAGCAGGUAGACGUCGUGGCCGCCGACCUGGGGAACCGCUGGGCGCACUGCGCGUUCGAGUCCCUCGUCGACGCGAUGGUCGCCAGGGACGUGGCGUUGGUCGCGCGCUACAGCUUCCGCAAGAACGCGCAGCCCCGGCUGGUCGCACUCUUCCCCAGCAGAGGCCCCAGAGGCAGUUCGUCCAGCCUGGUCAUGCAGUACCUGCCCUUCGAGGAGGACAUCCGCGAGUGGGUCGUCGCUUCGCUGCCGGCCACCUCCGCCGUGCAGCGGGACGCUGUCUCCGUGCUGCUGGACUCCAUGAGCCUCGAGGAGCCCGCCUCCGGCAGGCUGGACGCCGACGAGGCGCUGCGGCCGGAGGACACGCACAACCCGUGCCUGUCGCGCUUCUACUCCUUCCUUACCCGGCGGGCCAUGGACGCGGCGGCCAAGGUGCCCGGCCCCGGGCCCGAGAUGCUGAGCAUGCUGGAGCCCCCCGCGCACAUCGCGGAGCGCGCGGUGAGCUCCGGAGCCGCCGAGCUGCUGAAGGGGGCCUUCGCCUUCGAGAGAGUGGAGAAAAAGGUCGGCAAGAAGAGGACGUUCUGGCGAGAGGCCGUCGCACAGAAGAGGAGUGAGGCCGACAUCGGCGAGGUCGACGUCAAGCGAAUCAGAGUCGAUGGCGUAGCCAAAAAGGACGAGGAUGGCGAGGACGAGGGCGCCAUGAAGAAGGAGGAAUCCCCAGACUUGUUCGCUGCUCCUGAGAUGGCAGCGCCUGUCGACUCGGCGCCUCCCGCACCUCUGCUCCGCGUCGGCACGGUGAACCCCGUGCGCGACUUCGAGCAGUGGCUGGCAUGCCGGCCUGGCUGCGUGGACACCGCGGGCGCGGCCAUCCAGCAGAUGUGCGGCGUCGUAGACCGCCUGGUGGAGGAGAGGGGCCAGAGUGCCACGGCAAGGCGCUCAGCUGCCUGCAGGCGCUCCGGAGGGGCUGCGCCGAGGUGGGCGAGGCGCAGGCGUACAACGCCUUCGCCCGCAGGCUGCGCUGCGAGGGCUGCGAGGGCUUCUGGGAGACCGCGCGGGGAGCCAAGCUGGGGCUCAUCACCGACGCAGAGGUGCCCACCAGCACGGUCUCCACGGAGGAGGCCCGAGCCUUCCUCGCCGGGGAGGACCUCGCCGCCCCGGCGGCCCCCGCGCCUCCCGGCAGCGCGAUGGCCGCCCGGCCGGCCGCGCCGCCGCUGA
Molecule: messenger RNA, 1617 nt
Organism: Prorocentrum cordatum
Lineage: Eukaryota; Dinophyceae; Prorocentrales; Prorocentraceae
Source: the annotation of a GenBank genome assembly